AUGAAGUUUAUCAAUUUUCUCACUCUUGCCUUUGAUUUGCUUUCAAAUGAAGGAUUGAAGCAAAUUUAUGAUAUGAAGUUGACCCGCUUCUAUGCUCUGGAACUUUUACAAAGUAUAUCUAAAGAAAUUUCUGCUAUACCUGAUUUGGAAAUCGCCAAAAAAGGAGUAGAUUUGGCUUUCUUUAAUGCCAUUGAGCAUGGAAUAAUUGAAAUAGUUAUUGAGAUAAUCAAAGCCAAUCCUUCCUUUUUGGCAUGUCGAUAUGAUUUCCAAAAGAGCACCAUUCAUGCUGCCAUACGUUUUCGACAAGAAAAGGUUUUCAACCUUAUAUAUGCGGCUGGUAAAUGGAAGUAUUUGAUGAUUUCUGGGUACGAUGAGUACAGCAAUAACAUAUUACAUCUUGCUGCCAUGUUAGCACCCCCUAAUCGGUUAGCUCAUAUAUCAGGUGUAGCUUUGCAAAUGCAAAAAGAGAUACAAUGGUACAAGGAAGUGGAAAGCAUUGUAUACCCUGCACUCAAACAAUACGUCAACGAACAUGGUGAAACACCAAGCCAAUUGUUUACUAAUAGCCAUAAGCAGUUGAUGGAAGAAGCAGAGAAAUGGAUAAAGGGAAUUGCAAAAUCCUGUUCUGUUGUAGGUGCUCUUAUCAUUACAAUUAUGUUUACAGCUGCAUUUACUGUCCCUGGAGGUAAUAUUCAAGAUAGUGGCUAUCCAAUAUUUUUACAUAAAAAGGCAUUCAAGGUUUUCGUAACAGCUGAUGCAAUUUCCUUAUUUGCGGCCUCUACUUCUGUAUUAAUGUUUUUAGGAGUCUUAACUUCACGUUAUGCAGAAGGGGAUUUCCUCAAGUCAUUGCCUAAAAAGUUAAUCAUUGGUCUUUCCACCCUUUUCUUCUCUAUUGCAGCCAUGAUGAUAGCCUUUUGUGCUACUCUUAUAAUAAUGCUUGAUGGAGAUCUAAAGCUUGUCAUUCCUACUAUUUUGUUGGCUAGUGUUCCAGUUACAGUUUUCAUAUUUUUGCAGUUUCCUCUCCUUGUUGAGAUUUUCGUAUCCACGUAUAGACCAGGCAUGUUUGAUAGAAAAAUAAAGAAUCUGUUCCAAAAAGAUCCUAUCUCUGCAUAGGAAAUUCUAGAGAUCCCUUAAAUUGUAUCAGUUAAAAAAGCAACAUUAUCACUCUUCAUUGAGUUCUCUCUCUCUCUCUCUGAUCUCUCUAAUACUCGGAAAGUGAGAAUGUCCUACCCACAUGAUUGUGAGUAAGUGCUUGGAAAUUGAUUGGCAGUAUUAUUGUAAGAAAUAAAUGUGAAAAGUGUGGUCUAAUUUAUUCAUGGACGUUGUUGUUUGUUGUUGCUAAAUUCAUUGGGUUAUCUUUCUAUAUAUAAUAUUUUUAUUAGGUAAUAUACUUUGUCGAUUGUGCGAUUUACU
Messenger RNA from Hevea brasiliensis (rubber tree), 1413 nucleotides. RefSeq lists its product as uncharacterized. The coding region runs from base 1 to 1113 and encodes 370 amino acids. The transcript is spliced from 2 exons. NCBI's taxonomy places the organism in Eukaryota, Viridiplantae, Streptophyta, Magnoliopsida, Malpighiales, Euphorbiaceae. The record is from RefSeq and is a predicted model, not a curated record.